Molecule: messenger RNA, 3762 nt
Organism: Pangasianodon hypophthalmus (striped catfish)
Lineage: Eukaryota; Metazoa; Chordata; Actinopteri; Siluriformes; Pangasiidae
Gene: nfatc3b
Product: nuclear factor of activated T cells 3b
Exons: 10
Coding region: 46-3009 (987 amino acids)
Biological process (GO): calcineurin-NFAT signaling cascade; regulation of transcription by RNA polymerase II; cytokine production
Cellular component (GO): transcription regulator complex
Molecular function (GO): RNA polymerase II cis-regulatory region sequence-specific DNA binding; transcription factor binding; DNA-binding transcription factor activity, RNA polymerase II-specific
Source: RefSeq, a predicted model, not a curated record
AGCAUUAAAAAAAAAAUUUCUAAAGCGAGCUCGAGCGCAGAUGCAAUGACUGCUGCGAAGUACGGAGGCGAGGAGCUGGAUUUCAGACUGACUUUUGGGGAGGACAGUCAAGCGACGGCCUCAGGCCACACAGAUGUUGGUGCAGAUAAUGGCCCGUCAUGCUACCUCUUCACUGCACUCCAACAGCCUGUUUUCCAGCAGCAUCCAGAGCUGCAAUGUGUCAUGCAGUCAUCACACUCCCAAGGCCCUAUUACCAGCAGCUAUGCUUCUAGCUCUGGAUCCAAUCCUGUGGAUUCUCCAAGCCGUGUUUUUGAUUGCCCCAGCAUCCAGAUUACCUCCAUCCCAGCGACCUGCCAACAAGAUCUGGGUGCCCAGCAACACGGGGUCCAUUUGGAGCAAGAAGGAGCCUCUGGUCCUCUAACAGCCAGGGACCAGCUGUAUUUACCUCUAGAUGUGUCCUAUAGAGACACCUCGGCAUUGUGCCCGAGUCCCUGCAGUAGCUUGUCUUCUCGCAGCUGGCUCUCAGAUGCCUCCUCUUGCGAGUCUUUCUCCCACGUUUAUGACGACGUGGAGGCUGAGCUGACUGAAGCGGCAGCAAGUUUCAGGUUUACAUCGCCACUGGUGUCACCGCAGGGCUCUCCUCUGCCCUCUCCUCUCGCCUCACCCCAGGCAUCUCCACAGGUGUCUCCUAUGGUGUCGCCAUUUGGCUCUCCAGGCUGCGUGUACACUGAGGAUCCUUGGUCUCGUUAUCAUCCACAGCAACGCCCCUACUCUCAUUCACUGUCGCCCCAUCAUUCACCUUAUCAGUCACCUCGCACUAGUGUUAAUGAGGAUACUUGGCUCAGUGCCCGGCCGCACUCAUCAUCCUCCUCGAAACCCUCUUCUCGUCCCACUUCGCCGUAUGGGAAACGCCCGUAUUCCAGUGCCGAUGGUAUACCAGGCUCGUCUUCGCCUCAUCGCUCUCCAACCCCAAGCCCGUCUCACUCUCCUCGAGGUAGUGUGACUGAUGAGACCUGGUUGGGAAGUCCUGCCAUGAUGGCUGGCUCCUUCCAGGCCUGUGCACCCGACAUGGACAUCCCCUCCAAAACAAGACGGACUUUUCAGGGUAACCACAGUCAGGAUUGUAUGGCCCUGCUGCCCGGACAUGGGGAUUCAGGGCUCGAGGAGAAUAGCCUUGUAUCCCCCUCGCUGGAUUCAAAUGUAGAAGUGUCGCUGCCAACACUGAAAAAAGAAGACAUAGUGGAACACUACUUGUCGGUCCCUGCACCCUUUACUUGGGGAAAACCUAAGCAAACAAACACUCCUUUGUUCAGGUCCACAUCUCUACCCUCAUUGGACUGUUCACUGCCCAGCCAGUAUGGUCAGUGUGAGCUAAAGUUGGAGGUCCAACCCAAACCCCACCACAGAGCCCACUAUGAGACGGAGGGCAGUCGAGGAGCCAUUAAAUCAGCAUGUGGAAGACACCCUGUUGUGAAGCUACUUGGUUACAAUGAGAAACCAGUCAGCCUGCAGAUGUUCAUUGGGACAGCAGACGAUCGUCAUGUGAGACCGCAUGCAUUUUAUCAGGUGCACAGGAUAACAGGAAAAACUGUGGCCACUCCAAGCCAGGAGAUGGUGAUUAGCAGCACCAAAAUCCUAGAAAUUCCUCUUCUUCCUGAAAACAACAUGUCUGCCAGUAUUGACUGUGCUGGGAUACUGAAGCUCAGAAAUUCUGACAUUGAGUUGCGGAAGGGAGAAACCAACAUCGGGCGUAAGAACACGCGUGUGCGAGCUGUGUUCCGUGUGCACAUUCCCCAGGCCAACGGAAAAGUGCUCUCGCUGCAAGUGGCCUCCAUUCCUAUAGAGUGCUCCCAGCGCUCAGCUCAGGAGCUUCCUCAGAUAGAGAAGUUCAGCCCUACCUGUGACUCUGUGAUGGGAGGCCAGGAGCUGCUGAUCACCGGCCCAAACAUCACCCCAGAGUCAAAGGUCAUCUUCCUGGAAAAAGGCCAUGAUGGUAGAACUCAGUGGGAAGUGGACGCAAAAACAGUUCAUGAAAAGAGUAGAGAUAAUAGCAUUGUGGUGAAGAUCCCUCCAUAUCAUAAGAGGAUCUUGGGGUCGUCCGUGCAGGUACAGUUUUACGUCAGCAAUGGGAAAAGGAAGAGGAGCCUUAUACAGCGCUUUACUUAUGUCCCAGCAGUGCAGGUAAAGCAGGAAUAUGACAGUGUUGAAGAUACUACAACCUCUGACCAAGCAGAGCAUUUCAGCCCUUUGGAGCAGUGGCUCUACUCUACAGGCCCGGUUUGUGUUCCAUCCUCCACUCAGCGUAGCUACUCUCCUAUGGGUUCUCCCUAUCUCAGUCGACAUCAUCCUCCAGAUGGCAGCCUCAGUGAUGCAUCUGGGCUUCACCCAAUAUUACACCCAGUAUCACUGGAUUUCGCAAAGCCCUCCUCAUAUCAGGGACCUCAACAAAACCUAUCAUACAAUGGACAGCUCAGUCUUCCCUGUGAUGCUGCUUCAGUGCAAGGAGGCAGACUAUCAGCUGUUAUGUCUGAGAAUGUGAGCUCUGUACUAGGAAUUGGGUAUCAGAACACUCCUGGAGGUGUUCAUGGCUUGAAUCAAGUCUCUGGUCAGAGGCAUAAUGAGGGCUACCUCAGCCCUACCUCAGGUACAACCCAGUGUGAUCCAGAUAGCCUCAAUAACUAUGGAUCUGCUCAUGACUCUGGGGAGCUGGUGGUGUUUCCAAAAUCCUCAUCUUCUCUGGAAGUUCUUGCCUCCACCACAGUGCCUUCUACCUCACACUUGAACAGAGAGGCUCUUGUAAACCCAAAGUCUAAUACAGCCCUGUCCCCAGCUGGUACAAGUGGAACCAUAAGCUCUUUGGGAGCUGGAGCUUCAUCGAACCACUCCAUGGAUGGACAGAGGCUUAACAUUAAACAGGAACCGGAGAAGGAGAAGGAGAAGGAGCUCACCUUCCAGUCCAUCGGGCUGCAGGAUAUCACUCUUGAUGAUGGUAUGAAUCUGGUAUUCUAGUAAGUGAGCGAGAUCAUAGUGAGAGACUUGUUCCAGAGUCCGGAAUCAGCAACGGAUGGAUGCUCAUAGCUUAAAGUAGCCACACUGAGAAAUCAGUUACUUAAACAGGAAUACAGCACUGUAGAUGCAGGAAUUAGAGCAUGUACUCUGACUGCCACUAAAGAGAAUGAAUAAAUGAAUGUGCUGAUGAACAUCACUGUAUACAAUGAGGAUUUAAAGUGAUACAGUGAAAUCCUAUCUUGGCAAAUGUGAAUGUUCUGUCUGAGAAAUUUUUUUUUUACAUUACACAAUCUUGCUGGCAUUAAUUUGUCUUUUGCUGAGGUGCCUUAAGUGUAAAAUAUUCAACUCUUUGCUAAUGUUGACUGUGAAGCAUAUUUAAGACUCAAAACUAUGCAAAAUGGUUUUAUAAACAAAAUAUUUUAGAAUAGCUGCAUAGGAUCUUUUGGACUGUUACACUGUCAGCUGGUUGUGUUAGUUUAUCAUAUUUCUGAAUUUUUUAUUUGUAAUUUGGCAUGGCUUAGUUGUGACUUAGUUGCAGAAAUUACAAUAAUUUGUAAUGCUUUCAGGUAGAGAACCCAUUAAUGGAUAGACACGUUGUGUCUAUAUGUUAAGUGAUUGUUUCCCAAAACCCAGGUUUGUAUUUAUGAAUUUGUAUGAAACAUUAAGGUACAUGAUAUAUGAUGUAUUGAAAUUCAUUUAGCUUUGUGGAAAGAUUUUAAAUAAAGCAAUUUGUCUCUCUGUACUUUGAACAUA